GAGGAGCAAGAAGAGGAAGAGGAGGAAGAGGAGGAGUCGGGUCGGUCUUGUUUUUAUCGUUGUCGCACGCAGCGUCUCUGCUGCGAAAAUGCGCAUCGAAAAGUGUUAUUUCUGCUCGGGGCCAGUGUACCCCGGGCAUGGGGUGAUGUUUGUAAGGAACGACUGCAAGUCAUUCAGAUUCUGCAAGUCAAAAUGCCACAAGAACUUCAAGAAGAAGCGUAACCCAAGAAAAACCAGAUGGACCAAAGCAUUCAGAAAGGCAACAGGAAAGGAAUUGACAGUGGAUAACGCCCUGGAGUUUGAGAAGAGGAGAAAUCUCCCUGUUAAAUAUAACAGGGGUCUGUGGGACAAGACAGUGGAAGCAAUGAAGAGGGUGGAAGAAAUAAAAACGAAACGACAGGCGAGAUUUAUCAUGAACAGACUAAAGAAGGGCAAACAAUUGGAGAAGGAAGAGGCCAUCACCGAAGUGAAGAAGAAUAUUCACCUUAUCAAAGCACCACAUGCAGGAAAGGCCAAACAGAUGGAAGCCAAAAUGGUGCAGAAGUUACAAGAAGACGUGGACAUGGGGGAUGAAGAUCUCUAAUCUUAUACCCAAGGGGUUUUGCUUGUGUGAUGACUCUCGCGAGCAAGUUGAUCUUGUAUUAUAUUAAACUUCUGGUUUGGAAUUAAAAUUUCCAAAUGGUUGAUGGUGGACACAAUAAUGCGUUCAGUUUUAAAUAGCUGUACGAGGACUGAAAGGAUUGAUCCAACAAAGAUUUGCAUCCAGAGCAGCAGCGAUUAACCACACACCUCCCAGUUAUUUCUUUUCCUGUGUGGUAGUUGGAGCUGUAAAGAAUUUACUCUAUCCUGUUGCAUAGUAAAAUGUAUUUCAGUAAUGCAGAAAAUAUUAAAAGGUAAACAACAAAAAAUUUAAUAAACAUGUUUUUUUGGGUAAUGUA
Molecule: messenger RNA, 938 nt
Organism: Sebastes umbrosus (honeycomb rockfish)
Lineage: Eukaryota; Metazoa; Chordata; Actinopteri; Perciformes; Sebastidae
Gene: rsl24d1
Product: ribosomal L24 domain containing 1
Exons: 6
Coding region: 89-583 (164 amino acids)
Biological process (GO): ribosomal large subunit biogenesis
Cellular component (GO): nucleolus
Source: RefSeq, a predicted model, not a curated record